Messenger RNA from Entelurus aequoreus (snake pipefish), 3382 nucleotides. Its product is annotated as protein mono-ADP-ribosyltransferase PARP6-like. Gene Ontology annotation, molecular function: NAD+ poly-ADP-ribosyltransferase activity; kinase binding; protein serine/threonine kinase activator activity. NCBI's taxonomy places the organism in Eukaryota, Metazoa, Chordata, Actinopteri, Syngnathiformes, Syngnathidae. The record is from RefSeq and is a predicted model, not a curated record. Gene Ontology annotation, cellular component: endoplasmic reticulum tubular network; nuclear envelope; intracellular anatomical structure. The transcript has 23 exons. Gene Ontology annotation, biological process: endoplasmic reticulum unfolded protein response. The coding region runs from base 1449 to 3335 and encodes 628 amino acids.
CGCCUCCCUAGGGAGGUGUUUAGGGCACGUCUGACCGGUAUGAGGCCACGGGGAAGACCCAGGACACGUUGGGAAGACUAUGUCUCCCGGCUGGCCUCGGGAUCCCCCGGGAAGAGCUGGAUGAAGUGGCUGGGGAGAGGGAAGUCUGGGCUUCCCUGCUUAGGCUGCUGCCCCCGCGACCCGACCUCGGAUAAGCGGAAGAAGAUGGAUGGAUGUUCAUGCACAAAUAUUGAUCAAGUGUUUGGAUGGUUUCAUUCAAUCAAUGUAUUCAGUGUGAUUCCACGUAAUAGUUUGAUAUUGACCAUCUCAUCUGUGCAUACAUUGUUAGAUUACCCCUAAGAGAGUUAGAUAUAUGGUAAUAAAGUACAUACUAGACUGUUUAGGUGUUGAAGUACCCUUUAAAAAGCUGAACUCAACCCCAAACGACAACUUCGUGAUUUAUUUUACUAAAAUAUACUAGAAUACUCUUAGGACAGGACACACGUGUCAAACUCAAGGCCCCCCAGAUCCUUUUUGGCAACCAAUCAGCGGUCUCUUCCAAGGUUUCUCUUUGUGCCCAUUGGGUCAAGUUUUUUCUUGCCCCGAUGUGGAAUCAGAGUCGACGAGGAUGUCGUUGUGGUUUGUGCAGCCCUUUGAAGCAUUUGUGAUUAAGGGCUCUAUAAGUCAACUUUGAUUGAUUAAUCGUAACAUCUUGCAGACAGACUCAAAAACAGGUUAUAAAAGCCACUUUGGAGCAAUAUUUACGCAAAAAUGACACCAAAGCAUACCCAAUACAUACUGUAUUAUCUAGAUCACAGGGAAGUGUUUCAAAUGUAGAAUAAUAUCAUCUUAGGGCCCCUUUAAGGAGCAUAUGGCCACUACCAAAAAAAUGGCCAGACCAAACACUCUUUCUAGUUUAAGUGGAUUACGCUGAGAAAAGCACUUAAUUAGAAAGCACAUAUGUAUGAAGGCCUAAAAGUGUGUCACCUGACCAGACUGUGAGCAGCAGGCGGCUGCUCACAGGGUUAACUGCUGAUUAAGGUCAAACUGGAGACGCACACACACACACACACAGAAAGAAACAGCCUAAGUAUUAUGAAUCAAUUCGUUGUCACCUCAUAGUGGACACAUUUUGUUAGGAGUCUGCAGAAUGUCAUGACUUUGUCAAAAAAGUAAACAUGGAACAAAAGUCAUUGGAGCUGCGGGUGUCAGUCUAUCCUCCUCUCUUGGCCGACGGUAUCUGCGGCUAAUCGUGUUCUUCGAAUCCACGGCUAAACAUGUGGACUUGGGCUGUUCGGAUCACAGAAAGAGGACAACGAGACACACAACUAACCAAGCCUUCAAGCAGGAAGUUUUAUUCGAGUCACUGCGGAUAUUUCACCGUUUCUUCAAUGUGGAUGUGCAAGAUUUAUCUGUAGAAGGAGUGUUCGCAAAAAGACUGAGGUGGGGCAAGCGAAAGUGUGGUGCUGAUGGACACCGAGUGCCAGGAAUGGAGUGAAAGUGAGGAAGGCUCCAACUCAGAGGAAGAGGAGACAACUUAUGGGGAAAGCUAUGCCAUCGAGCCAUGCUGCCACCCCCGGCUGGACACAGACAUUGAGACAGUGAGGAGUCUGUAUUCAGAUAGUGCCAUCUCUACCAGUGAAUAUCAAUCCGUUGAUGACGUGGACGUGGACUUGAACAUUAGAGCCAACAUUUUGGAUGAGGAGGUGGCCAAGGCUUGGAGCGUAGAUCCAACCGAGCCCAUCAUUGUGCGCCUUCACUUUUCGUUGUCUCAUUAUCUGGAUGGACCAGAACCCACAGUUGAAGUCUUUCAGCCAUCGAAUAGACAUCAUUUCAACCUUGGUAAAAAACUCCAGAGUGUUCUUGCAUCCUUCAUAUCUUGUGAGUGGAAACACCUGACCAAUGACACCAUGAUAGUUCAUCAGAAGAGAAAACACAGCUGGUUCAGGCCUGGCGGAACCAUGAAAAAAUUUCGUGCAAAACUCAGCAUCUGGCUGCCAUUGUCAAAAUCGAAAACACUCCAAAGCUGCAGCCUGAGGGGACGGAUUGUUUUGCCUGGCAUGAAAUUGAACCAUUUCACCAAUCACACAACUUCAUACAACAUUAAGAAUCCAUCGGGAGAACUUUUCACUCACACACCCAGUGGGAAGAGAGUGAUGGUCGCAGGAGUGAAAUCAUCACCUCACCUCAGCACCAAGCAGCUGAUAGAGCUGAUGUUCUUCUCUCAGGCCAUCAGACACUGUAAGACCUCCCCGACUCUGCAACAUGGCUUCUUGGUGCAGGUUAUGAAAUAUGCAGAGCAGAGGAUCUUAACAUUGAAUGAGUACUGCGUGGUUUGUGAUGAGAGGCAUGUUUUUCAGAAUGGCCCCAUGUUGAAGCCCGCAGUGUGCACCAGAGAACUCUGUUUGUUUUCCUAUCACACCAUGGGGGUUAUGUCAGGAGCCACGGAGGAGGUUGCCACCGGUGCAGAGGUGGUCGACCUGCUGGUGGCGAUGUGCAGGACAGCGCUACAGUCCUCGCGCAAGGAUAUCAUAUUUCAACCAUACCCGUCUGUUGUUGAUCCAAAGAACCCCAAAAUUCUGGCCUUUAGUCCGAAAAGAAAGAGCUAUGAGAGGCUAGAAAAAGCCUUAGACAGCGUCCUGUUAAUUCGGAGGAUGGCACAGGGUCCAUAUUCUGAAAUUAGAAAACAGAUGGACAGGAUAGACCCUCUUGCAGCUCCUUUACUACAGUGGAUUUUAUCGAGCAACAGAUCCUACAUUGUCAAGCUUCCAGCCAACAGGCAACUGCCGUUUAUGCACACGCCUCACCAGUUCCUGCUCAUCAGCAGCCCCCAAACCAAAGAGGCUUGCUUUCAAGCUGCCCGCAAGCUGUAUGGGAGCACCUUUGCUUUCCAUGGUUCCCACAUUGAAAACUGGCAUUCUAUUUUAAGAAAUGGACUUGUUAAUGCCUCAAAUACAAAGUUUCAGAUGCAUGGAGCUGCUUAUGGCAAAGGCAUCUAUUUAAGCCCGAUCUCAAGCAUAUCAUUUGGAUAUUCUGACAUGGGAAGGGGACAACACCAGGUACCAACCAAAGAGGAACUCCUGGGAAAAUAUAAUCGAAUAAACAAAGUCCAAAAGGAUCACCCUGGCAGGUUUCUGCACAGCAGGAACCUCAACUGUGUUGCACUUUGUGAAGUAAUAACAACAAAGGACCUUAAGAAACACGGUAACAUCUGGGUGUGCCCUAUACCUGACCACGUGUGCACCCGUUUCCUUUUUGUGUAUGAAAAUGGUUGCGUGGGAGAUGUGCACAUCAACACUCAGGACGCCAACAUUCAUAGCCAAAUUUUACACGUCACUGCAACCGAGCCAAGCUGAAAAAAUACCCUAAUUAUUUGGGUACAGGUACUCUACAUAUGCUAUAG